UGCAAAAGCUGAAAAAGGCGAAGCGAUAAAUGUGUGACUUGCUUUUGACUUUGAGUUCAGCUUGUUUCUUCUUCUUGAGUUGCAGACCUUUGUUUAGCUAUGACUGAAAUAAAAACCGAGCCAGAUAUUGAUCUGUAUGGAGAUGAGGAGCUAAUUGACACAGACGCAGGAGAUAAUUCUCUUGCCGUGAAUGAUGACUUAUUCGGGUCUGACGAAGCCCCAGAUGAAAUCGUGGAAGAAGAAAAUGGUGAAGAAGAGGUGGAGGAAGACAAUGGAGAGCCUCCUGCGAAGAGAAUGAAGCUUGAGAGAUCGGAUUCCGCCAGUGAGCAAUCGACCCAAUCAGCAGAAGAAGUCACCGCAGCGGCGCCUGUGAACGAACUACCAGAUGGCAAGGUCAUGGGUGUUGCUGUCAACGGCAGGAUCCGUCAAGUUCCCAAGGCAGAUCUUGGUCAUCCCGGCGGUGUUCCGCUGGAGCUGCAGCUUGUACCUGAGUCCGCGAAGUCUGGCUCCGUGUUCGUUGGAAAUCUCUCCUGGUGGACUCGGGAUGUGGAGAUAGCGAAUGCUCUUGUCAAUGCAGGCAUUAAGGAUGUCGUUUCCGUGCGUGUGUAUGAGAAUCGGACCAAUGGCCAAUCAAAGGGCUUCGCCUGUGUUGAGACCGGCUCUGAAGCCUCAGCACGAAGUGUCAUGGCCAAAGUGAAAGAACUUGCUAUUCACGGACAGAUUCCCAUCGCUCAGCUUACAAGCCGCACGACUAUUAACAGCUUUGAGGCCCUGUCCCGCAGAGAACGCCCAGCCGAGGUUCCCCUGACAAAUCGUGUUGGCCCGGUCACCGCCCAGGGACUCAAGCUCAAGUCUGGUGGUAGCAGCGGGCCAUCCGCUGCCUACGUGCCCCCAUCGCGCCUGUCGGCAACAAGUUCCGGUCCGACCCCGACCAGCCGCGCAACACCUCUGCUGCAGCGCCGGGGACCCACCAACCCGCUGCCGCCACGUCCGGCUGUUCCGCGCCCUCCAGCUUGGAUGCCGCCACCGCACGGUGCUGGCUUACCACCACCGCCGUUUGACCCGCUCCUGCUGGGUGCUGCUCGUCCUCAUCUUCCUCCAAACUUCCCCCUGCCGCCUGGUGCUCUACCUGGUCUAGCCGGUGCUCUGCCUGGUGGUCUAGCCGGUGCUCUGCCUGGUGGUCUGCCCGGUGCUCUGCCAGGUGCUCUACCUGGUGCGGCGGGGGCAGCAGCUGCCGCCGCCGCCGCUGCAGCACGCUUACCUUCGGUGAGACUCCCACCGACGGCUAGUACCAGGAUGGCUCUGCCUCCGCCGAUCCCGCCACGACCGCCGGUUCCAACUUCUGCAGCCGCUGCUCAUCCUCCACCAGGACUGCCAACAUUCCCUCAUCCACCUGCGCCUCAUGUCAACCCAGCCUUCCUGGCUGCCAACAGCGCCUUGGGUGCCCCUAAACUGCCCACAACGUCCAGCACAGCCUCCCUGCCGACAGCGUCUCAGACGCAUGCCGCCAUGGCAGCGGUGGCAGCGAAUGCCAUGACUCGACUGAAGUCUAACACUCUCGGCCAGGCAUCUGAAGAGGAGUUGCAGGAGUCUAUGAAGCGUAAUCAUGCCAUCUCGACCAGCGCCAUCCUACGCGCCAUGCAGGAUGCUAACGCCGGUGACUUUAGUGGUGCUGUGGACACUCUGAAGACGGCCAUCUCUCUUAUCAAGCAGUCAAUUACAGCCACAGCGGAAAGCAGUGUUGCUCUUAUCCAGUCACUGCAGGAGUGCCUGUCAGGCAUUGAGUCUCAAGCAUACACAACCAAGAGCUCAAGCGGUGGCAGUGGGCGCGCAAGCAACAAUAGCCGCAGUGAGCGCGAACUGAGCAGCUCAAUGGGCCGCGAGCGUAGUAGUCGCCGCACACCCGAGAGCAUGGAGGACGACUAUCACCGAUCGCGCAUGUCGUCUUCGCAUCGCUCUGGCCACAUGAGCAGCAGCAGCAGCAGCAGUAGCAGCCGACAUCACGACCACCAUGACAUGUACAGAAGCGAUCGACACGACAGUCGCCGCAGCCGACGAUAACAAUCUGCUAUUGUUGCAGUACAGCCGAUCAUGGUGCUGUGAGUACAUAAUCAUUGAUGCUGGAGCCCGCUCUACUGCGCUCAUUUGACUACAGGCUUGGCCUGGCUGUGUUUUCCGUCAUAGCAGGCAUGCCCCCUCCCCCACAGGUCCAUGCUUGUGCAAUACAUCAUCACAUCAUCAGUCCAUUUCCUGAUCGCCUAUUGUAUGCAUUCUCUCCUUGUGUUUUGCCACUCUUGUCUUCCACUUAGCUUUGUUAGGUCCGCCGUGCUUCUGCUUAAGUCUGCUUGUAGGUUUUCAGCUGUCUCCCCAGAGCAGUUUGUUAGUGUUUUGUCUAUGUGUCCUCCCCCCCCCCCCCCUGCAGUUUUUGUAAAUACAAAAUACCCAUAUGAGAUUUUUAGCACCAAUGCACUCAGCUUCACAUAAGUAUGCCCUUCUGUCUGUGUAGCAUUCUCUCUUGCUCUCUCUCUCUCUCUCUCUCUCUCUCUCUCUCUCUCUCUCUCUCUCUCUCUCUCUCUCUCUCUCUCUCUCUCUCUCUCUCUCUCUCUCUCUCUCUCUCUCUCUCUACCCAGUGUCCAGUGUUGUCUAUGUCCAAUGUUGUCUAUGUCCAGUGUUGUCUAUAUAAUAUGGGCACUGUGCAUUUCUCAUUCAUUGCCUUUUGUAGUCACUGCUUGCUCGUCGCACUGGUUACAUAGUAUUCCAGUGUAUACAAGA
Messenger RNA from Sycon ciliatum, 2772 nucleotides. RefSeq names its product cleavage and polyadenylation specificity factor subunit 6-like. The transcript has 16 exons. Gene Ontology annotation, biological process: mRNA alternative polyadenylation. Gene Ontology annotation, cellular component: mRNA cleavage and polyadenylation specificity factor complex. Gene Ontology annotation, molecular function: mRNA binding. NCBI's taxonomy places the organism in Eukaryota, Metazoa, Porifera, Calcarea, Leucosolenida, Sycettidae. The record is from RefSeq and is a predicted model, not a curated record. The coding region runs from base 100 to 2061 and encodes 653 amino acids.